GCAGUUUGAUGGCGUCGCCGCGCACUCCUCUCUGCGUUCUCCGAUCAUCGCUUACCAUCUCACGAUUUAUGGACGGCGAGGACCAGAUAUUAUGAUAGUACAUUGUCGGGGUUGGUUCUACAACAUUUUCGCCAAAGUGUUCUGUGGAAACUGUGUCAUCGCUUGAGCUCCGAACCGAGCCGUGAGAGAUAAGAGAAGAAGUUUGCCGGAUACAGGUGCGAUCUCUCUCUAACUCCAGCUGAUGAGCACAGACACAGAUCAGGACUGCCGGAUUCCAGUAGAUCAUAUCAGAUCUAGCGCACGAUGAAGUCUGCCGGAGCUGGCGAUGAAGGACUCUUCACGGAGAGCUACUGUAACAUCUGCAACGCUCAGCUGAUCUCCGAGUCCCAGCGCGUGGCACACUAUGAGAGCAAGAAACACGCCAACAAAGUGCGUCUGUUCUACAUGCUCCACCCAGAAGAUGGAGGUCCACCAUCCAAAAGACUGAGACCAGACAAUCCGGACAGUGCAGAGAAUGAGGUGGACAGAAACAAAUGCUGUACGCUCUGCAACAUGUUCUUCACAUCUGCCAUCGUGGCUCAGUCCCACUACCAGGGCAAAACGCACGCUAAGAGAGUUCGCUUGGUACUGGGGGAGACACCAAGUCUGCCCACACCUACAGAGUCAGCCCCGCCCACCACUCAGACCACAGACACGCCCCCUCCCUCGUGGCAGCCGCUGGCCAAUCACGGCGAGGCGGGAAAGUAUUGCUGCUUGUGUGGCGCCUGGUUCAACAACCCACUGAUGGCACAGCAACACUACGAAGGCAAGAAACACAAGAGAAAUGCGGCGCGAGCGCGACUGCUGGAGCAGCUGGCUGGCAGUCUGGAUGCCAAUGAAAGCACAGGCCUGCGCCGGAGUUACUCGUGCAGCGUUUGCAACGUGGUGCUGAACUCUAUCGAGCAGUAUCACGCACAUCUCCAGGGCUCCAAACACCAAAACAAUUUAAAACAGCAUCAGCAAUGAAGAACUGGAAAUACUGCAGCUGCAACAGGAGAAUUUACAGAACUGCACAAACUAAUUGUGAACUCAUAAGAAAAGACAUCUUGUUUGGCCACAGGAAUUGUUCACCUACAACAUCUGAGGUUCCUCAGAAGUAAAGUGUUUUAUAUUUUUAUUCACAAUCGAAAGCUAAAAGAUCAAUCUACUUUGGGUAUAUCGUCCAUUCUUCUAUGAGCGUAAAGUAAAAGGAUGUCUAUGAUCAAUCCAGCGAUAUUCAUCAAGUAACACGAGCGCACCAGCCUGAACAGACAUGCAACGGUCCUGCUACUUUUAUUUUUGCCUUUCAAACUCUCGUAUGCAGUGGUCUGUCAUUUUCUCUGCUCUUCAAACGAGACAUCGCUGCUUUGGUUGUUGGCUUUGGCAUGCCAGAAAGAGACCAUCAACCUUUUUCCAGUGAUUUGUCGAAUACGUGUCUGACUUGUGUGUGAAUGCUGCCGGCGAGGAUCCAAUUCAACUGCCUUUGUGUGCGAGAUCUCUCUCGGCUGUGGUCGAAAACAAUAUUUCAGCACUGUUACCACAGACUAAACCCACGUCAUGUUUAUUCACACCACAGUCAUUGUCGCACAGGGCAGAACAUUCCUAUAGAGCUGUGAUGCUGCUUAAACACUGAUGUCAAACGAAACAUGCCAUCAACAUAAAGGAGUCCAGACGCAAAGAGUUGGCAUUUUUCACCCUGACUCAAUCAUGGAUGAUUCACAUGGACGUAAAUGUGUGAACCAGGCUCUGAGCUUUAUCUAAAUCUAUGCCAAAAUGACUGCCUGUAAAACCAGAGCUCAGUGCCUGCUGUUUUAAGUAUGAAUGCUCUUUUUUGCUUUUCUGAUGUGGCAUAAAAAUGUAGUGUUUUUCUUGUUAUCUUAGAAUAUAUGGUAGCUACUAAACUAAAACAGGCCUGAGGCCUCAUUUAUAAAGACAGUUCCUAAAUGUUCCUGUGAUUCAUAAAAAAUGUUACAUCCUGCUUUAUUUUGCAAAUCCAGAAAUAUCCUUUUAUAGUGGGAUAAUGUUUCAUUCAUUGACUAUGUUUACAUGCACAUCUGAUUCAAAAUAUAUUUUCACAAAAAUGUGUACUUGACAUAUUAAAACCUCCUGUUCUUAUUCUGUAGGUUUUUGAAAUGUUUAUGGAAGUGGAUUUUUAAAAUAGCUUUUUUGUUUCUGGGUUUUUGAAAAUAAGACACUGACAUUAAUAGCAUUUGUCCAAAAAUGUAAUUCAGAAUAUGCAUGUGAAUGUAAACGUUGUCACUUAUUUAUUCAGGCAGUAACUCAUUUGCAUCACUUAAAGUCAUCAGAAAAUUCAGUGCAAAAAAAAGAAAAAAAAGAAAAAGAGAGAGAGAAAUAUCAAUCAGAUGGUGAACAUUUUCACAUCAGUUUCUGCCUUUAUAAAUUCCACUUUCAUAUCCAUGGGAUUUCGCAUCAAAUCAUACAUUUUAUAAAUGAGGCCUUGGUCAGAAUAGUGUGACUUUAUGCAAAUCAGAGUAUUACAGUAGCGACCAAGCCAGCUGUUUUAACAUGGUAUGGUAAAUUAAUGCAAAAAAAUCUUUUGUAAAUAACCGAUACACAACAAUAUUGUUAGUAUCACCCUUCAUCUGCUAGUCCAGAAUGAUUAUUGUGGAGUAUCUACUUGACAAGAUUUCUGUGUGCUGCUUUCUGAUCAAUAUGCGAUUGAACUGAAAUCCUGAACACUCUUGGGCUUUUACAAAACAUCUGUUAACAGCCAUUUGAAGACAGACAUACAUUUACGUUUAACCCCGAUGAUGUCUCUGUUGAAAGUCGUAAAAGAAAUAACACGUCAUUUACUGUGAGCUAGACUACUGAAUGGCUUAUUUGUAUGUGAUGUCUUGCUUUCCAGUGAAAAUGUCUAAACAUCCUUACAUAAUGAAAUGACUUGGAAAGCAUCUUUUGAUAUAGUAUUUACUGGAAAACAAGAUAAACACUGAUUAAUAAAAUUAUUUUUGCAGUGCUGUUGACUACAGUAUAAAAGGACUCAGGAUUACAGAAACCUGUUUGGUCGUGGUUGUGUGAUUAAUACCAGAAAGCUACUUCAGAAUCACAAAGCAUCAAGACAAAGGACAGUACAGACACAAAAGCGUGACUCAUUUGUUGUGAAGUUUGAAGUGGCGUAGAUUGUUGAGAACAAACUCAGGCUGUUAAGAUUUCUCAAUUUCUAUUAGUUCUUGUUUCACCUCAUCUCAGUCCUUAGCCUUUUGCUCAUGUAAACUCAAAUAUCAGUCUUGCUGUCCAUGAAAUGGAAUGCAAUUUCAACUCCAAAUGGAUUACAAAAUAUUUUAUGGUCAAUAUAUGCUGUGGGCUAGAAAUAAUAUAUUUAUUAUGAAAAAAAAUCUAAUUAAAUGCAAACUAUGAAAGCAUAUAUGUAAAUUGAAAGAAAUGUGAUUUUCCUGUGAAAUAGUGAGAAAUGAAGUCUGUACUGUGCACAUUUGUAAAUACACUUGAUAAUGACUAUUUUCACUU
Molecule: messenger RNA, 3504 nt
Organism: Labeo rohita (rohu)
Lineage: Eukaryota; Metazoa; Chordata; Actinopteri; Cypriniformes; Cyprinidae
Product: zinc finger protein
Exons: 7
Coding region: 304-1005 (233 amino acids)
Molecular function (GO): nucleic acid binding; zinc ion binding
Source: RefSeq, a predicted model, not a curated record